GCCCCGCCCUGGUGGCUGGAGGUGGGGCGGCUGUAGCGAUGGCGGCCGUGACCGAUGUGCAGCGGCUGCAGGCCCGGGUGGAAGAGCUGGAGCGCUGGGUGUACGGGCCGGGCCACUCGCGCGGCUCGCGGAAGGUUGCUGAUGGCCUGGUCAAGGUGCAGGUGGCUUUGGGAAACAUUGCCAGCAAGAGGGAGAGAGUGAAGAUUCUGUACAAAAAGAUUGAAGACCUGAUCAAGUACCUGGACCCCGAGUACAUGGACCGCAUCGCCGUCCCAGACGCCUCUAAGCUGCAGUUCAUCUUAGCAGAGGAGCAGUUCAUCCUCGCCCAAGUUGCGCUCCUGGAGCAGGUGGAGGCGAUGGUGCCCUUGCUGGACAGCGAACACCUCAAAGCCGUUCCUGAGCACGCCGCCCGCCUGCAGCGCCUGGCCCAGAUCCACAUCCAGCAGCAGGAUCAGUGUGUAGAGCUCACCGAGGAGGCGAAGGCUCUCCUGGAGGAAUACAACAAGACUACGCUGCUGCUCUCCAAGCAGUUCGUGCAGUGGGAUGAGCUCCUCUGCCAGCUGGAGGCCGCCAAGCACGUGAAGCCUGCGGAGGAGUGAAGGCUGCAGCCCGCCCUAGCGGAGCCUGAGGCUGCUCGGGAGUGAUUCAUGGCCCCCCAGCCACAGCAGCGGCAGAGUGGGGGUUUGCAGGGGGAGGUCUGUGUCAGAGCUUUGGCAGCUGGACAUUAGUGUUACUGUUCCGGUUCUCUGCUCCCGGACCAGAGCCUGACUCCAGUGACAAUAAAGAUACAGAGGGCCGGA
This is a messenger RNA of Sorex fumeus (smoky shrew), 800 nucleotides long. It is a transcript of the gene DCTN3, whose product is annotated as dynactin subunit 3. Bases 39 to 599 code for a protein of 186 amino acids. Gene Ontology annotation, biological process: cytoskeleton-dependent cytokinesis. The transcript is spliced from 7 exons. Gene Ontology annotation, cellular component: dynactin complex. Lineage: Eukaryota; Metazoa; Chordata; Mammalia; Eulipotyphla; Soricidae. The record is from RefSeq and is a predicted model, not a curated record.